AUGGAGGAUCAGCCCGAUGAAGAGGAGCAGCAGCAGCAGCAGCCGCCGCAGCAGGAAGAGGCAGAGGAAGAGGAGGAAGAUCAGGAGGCCCCUCCCCCGAAGCGUCGCCGUGGACGGCCACGCAAGGAAGAGCAGUUACAGAGGGAUUCAAGCCCCUCGAUUGUAUUUGCGCAGAGCGCCAACUCGGACGGGGAGGACGAAGAAUUUCGAGAGGGCACCCUCGCCGGUAAACGUGCCAGCCGGGCCGCCCGACGCACCGCACAGCGUGAGGAAGAGAUGGAAAUUCCCGGAGCCGCCGUCGCCGCCCCCAGGAUCGGCAGAUUCGAACGGAUGAUGCGAGAGAGCUGGGCCGGCGCUACCGACGACGGACUCGAAAGGGCGGUAGCCUACUACAAGAGGGCCAGGCCGUCGCUGGCGUUCCCCCGGAGGCAGCUUAUCGACAGCAUGAUCGGUCCCAGUCAGCCCGCGAUGCGCACAGGCUGGACCCAGGCCUUGGAGGACGAGAUACAGGCGCAGUGGGAUGCGUCGGACGAGAAGAGGUCGCUGGAGGCGGCAUCCUGGGUGGAGCGCGUCACCGCGUUGUGGAAGGCCAGCCUGCAGCUAUUGCGCUGCUCGCCGGUGGCCAUCGUGUCGCCGGCGUACAACCUGUGGGUGCAGGCCUCUAACCCGGGCGAGGUCUUCUGGACCGUAGCCUUUAGCGAGGCCUUGACCCUCCUGGUUGCCAAUCCCGUCUGGCGCGGCAACAAGGCCCUGCUCAGGCGCGCCAUCCAGCUCGCCGUCAUCUGCCGCACCGACAACAGGGCCAGCUGGACCAUGGAGCAGCCCGAGAUGUGCGGCGUCAUUGCCGCCAUGGCACGUCUCUUCUCCGUGGGUAGCCGCCCGCAUGCCCCAAAAUACUGGAUCGAAAAGGCCUUUGAGGAGCUUCCCGAGGGCAAGGUGGCAUGCCCGGAAGCCUGCUUCCUGCGCCACCUCGCCGGCAUUUGCACGCCCAAGCGGCCACAGAGUGCCGCGUCAUCGCAGUUUGUCGUACAGAAGAAGGAUCUAGUAAAGAUCGCCGAGGCUAUCGAGACAUUCGGCGAGGGCUUCUAUCCGUCAACGGGCAGCGUGUCGGCUAUAUACUAUGCCUACCUAGCUACCCGCUCGGGACUCACGGCUCCUAUAGGAGAGGCCGAAACCAAGGCGUUUCACGAACAGGCUUGGAAGCACGAGAUGCGCCGGGCCAAACGCCGACAGCUCGGUCUACGGUUCGACGACGCCGCUAUGGCACAUGCACGGGACGGCCCUAUUCUCGUGGCCGACGACCCUUUGCCCGAGGCCAACGACCCUUUGCCCGUGGCCGACGACUCCAUGCCAGUGGCGGACCUUGACACCGGCGUGGUGAUAACAGAUGAGCCCAUGCCCGACCUGCCAGUGCGGGAGCCGAAGCCCGCGCACGACAUGGAAGAAGACUUGUACGGAGCAUCGCCUUUGGUUUCCAAAGGCCAAGACUCAAGCGGUGCACCUCUGGUUUUCCCCGACAUUCCGCCUCUGGACCUGGGCCAUAGGGACGCCAGGUCCUGGCUGCCGUCUGGCCUGAUGACCAUGCAGGAGAUUGACCAGGAGCUCGGCGGCGACGACGGAUAUCUCGGCGGCGGCGCGAGCAACGGCUCCUCGCCCGAUAGAGAGCUAGGGGAAGAGCAGGCCGGAGCCGAGCAACAGCCGAGCCCCGAGAUGGAAGUAGCAGAGACGCCUGGCCUGGAUACCUGGGAGACCGUCGACGGCGACAACCACACCUCGCUGCUGGAGGCGAAGCAUGACGGCGAGAGCACGGCAGAUACACCCGGCGAUACGGAUCCGGACUCUGGCGAUAAGCCAGUGCUCGACGAGUCGCGAGCGCCCAGCGUGCUCCUUGGCCAAAUGUCUCCCACGCCUGCAGCCGCCGCCGCCGCCGCUGCCGCCGACGACGACAAAGACUGCGGCAUGUUGCAAAGGGGCGACGAGUUCGUAGUUGCCUCGGAGGAAGAUGCUGCCGCUGCUGGUAAUGGUGCCGGCGACGGCGACGACGACGCCAAAGACUGCGACAUGUUACAGAGGGACGACGAGUUCGUGGUUGCCGCAGAGAAAGAUGCCGCUGCCGCCGCCGCCGCCGCGACUCCCAUGGGCCUCGUUGGCUAUUCCGCAGGCCCGCGGGGUACGGAGACGACAGCGCCGCCGACCGGCCCUUCGACCCAACCGGGCGCUGCAUGUGCGGUCGUGACGGAGUCUUCCUCGUCGGUGUCGGCCGAGCCCCAACAGGCCUCCGCGCGAAUGGACAUUCCCCGUCGCCCGCUGACCUUUGGUGCCAGGGAGGCCAUAGCCACCGCCAACCCUCCCGGUGCCUCGUCUGGCUCGAGUCACUCGCAAUCGUCGAGCGCAGCCGUGAGAGGCGCUCUGCCUCAUCCCGGUCCGCCGCCACCCCGCCCUCCCCCUUCAGAGCACAUGCAAGGCCAGAGCGGCGAGCUCUCCUUGCCCGUUGUCGUGACCGCGGCGUCAGAGGACCACGGAGACGGAGACGGAGUCUGGGUCAACGCGCUGGAUCACUGGCGCCAUAAUAGGCCCGCACACGGUACAGAGGCGUAUCGCUCCCUCCCGACCGAGGACUUGGAGCAUGAACUCCUGGCCGAGUUGUUAGAGAUGCCGCCCAUUGGCCCCCUACAGUUUCAGCAGGAGUAG
Molecule: messenger RNA, 2691 nt
Organism: Purpureocillium takamizusanense
Lineage: Eukaryota; Fungi; Ascomycota; Sordariomycetes; Hypocreales; Ophiocordycipitaceae
Exons: 1
Coding region: 1-2691 (896 amino acids)
Source: RefSeq, a predicted model, not a curated record